UCUUUGUAACUGAUUUUCUUUUCUUGUAAUCUUUUUUCUUUCAUCUUUCCGAAUGUAGUUGGAAUUUAGUUACGUAAAGACUAUGUUUUGUCACUUGAUGGGAAACUUAUUAGCCUUAGACCAAACAUAAUUUUUUUUAAGGAGAAAAGUAAAAGGAAAUGGGGGGAUGGGCAUUUAAUGUGCCCACUCUGUCUCCCACAUUUAUAAACCGCAGUUGCUCCAUUGAACACUACUUGUUCAAAAAAUGGCAAGAAGAGCACAUAGUAAAGGAGGAUUACUGUCAAUUGUAGUGCUUCUUAUUCUUGUAAUUGAGUGUUUUUGUGACAUAGAAAAGGAUAAACAAGAGUGUGCACAGCAACUAGUUGGGAUUGUAACUUGUCUCCCCUUUGUUGGUGGUCAGGGUAAGGCUCCAACCCAAGAUUGUUGCACUGGACUCAAACAAGUAGCCAAGGAUAACAAGAAAUGUGUGUGUAUCCUAAUCAAGGACCACGAUGAUCCUAGCCUCGGCCUCAAGAUUAAUGUUACCUUAGCUCUUGAACUCCCUCAGGCUUGUCGUAUACCUAAUGCUAGUCAAAGUCUUACUAAUUGCCCAGCUCUUCUGCACUUGCCACCUACUUCUCCUGAGGCUAAGUUGUUCACUGAUUAUGCUAAAGCUUUGGCUAAUUCCAAUAGUACUACUCCAGCUUCUAGUGGUGGUAGUGGUGGUGGUGGUGGUGGUGGUGGUGGUGAUGGCAGAACGAGUGCUAAGGACACUAGUGAUAGUGCAAAGGGGAAGAGGUGGUUGGUGGUUCAAAUGUUUUGUGGAGCCUUGCUUUGGUGUUUUGUCUCACACCUUGUCCUUUAACAUGAUUUAAAAGGACAUUAUUAUGUUCAAUUGUUCAUUAUGAUGUGCUUAUAGGUUAAAUAGAUGUAUCAUUGUCUUUUUUACUAGAUUUUUUUCGCGUUUUCAGGGUCUUGAAAAUUGAAAAUUAUUAGGUGCACCCGGGUACACCGUGCACCCAAGGGUAUUUUUAUGCCCAUUGGUGGUCCCUACCACAUUUUCUCCUCAUAUUUAAGGAGAAAAUGUGAGAGGGUGCACCGUGCACCCGGUUGUAUGUAAUAUGCUAUUAUGUUAUUGUAAUCUCUGCUUGAUUUAAUUUUAGUUCUGAUUUCUGUAAACCAAAUGGGAUUUGAUCAUCUGAACAAUGGUAGUAAUUUUUUUUAAUAUAAUACAGGGGUCUUGAUUUAGUAAAGUUUGUAAAGGGAUGCUCUUAUAUUUAGUGUAUGCACUCUUUAAUUUACAGUUUCA
Molecule: messenger RNA, 1288 nt
Organism: Spinacia oleracea (spinach)
Lineage: Eukaryota; Viridiplantae; Streptophyta; Magnoliopsida; Caryophyllales; Amaranthaceae
Product: non-specific lipid transfer protein GPI-anchored 14
Exons: 2
Coding region: 245-844 (199 amino acids)
Source: RefSeq, a predicted model, not a curated record